Messenger RNA from Maudiozyma saulgeensis, 1080 nucleotides. NCBI's taxonomy places the organism in Eukaryota, Fungi, Ascomycota, Saccharomycetes, Saccharomycetales, Saccharomycetaceae. The record is from the annotation of a GenBank genome assembly.
AUGUUGAAGAGCGUUAUUACAAAGAGAACUUUAGCUACUGCAGCUCAAAAAAUAGUACCAAAAGAAUAUGGUGGACGUUUCACUGUUACUUUAAUUCCAGGUGAUGGUGUUGGUAAAGAAAUUACAAAUUCCGUUGUAUCUAUAUUUGAAUCUGAAAAAAUUCCAAUCGAUUGGGAAACUGUUGAUAUUUCUGGGAAUGAUGAAGCUGAUAAAGUAAACGCAGCUGUUGAAUCCUUACAAAGAAAUAAAAUCGGUUUAAAAGGGAUUUUACAUACCAAUGCAGCUGAUCAAGCAGGUCAUGGAUCCUUUAACGUUGCAUUAAGAAAAAAACUAGAUAUUUAUGCUAAUGUAGCUCAUUUUAAAUCUUUAGAAGGUGUUAAGACAAGAAUACCCAAUGUUGAUUUAGUUGUCAUUAGAGAAAAUACAGAAGGUGAAUUCUCUGGUUUAGAACAUGAAUCUGUUGAAGGUGUUGUUGAAUCAUUAAAAAUUGUAACAAAACCAAAAUCUGAAAGAAUUGCUAGAUUUGCAUUUGAUUAUGCUAAGAAAAAUAAUAGAAAACAUGUUACAGCUAUUCAUAAAGCUAACAUUAUGAAACUUGGUGAUGGUUUAUUUAGAAAUACUGUCACUGAAAUUGGUGCUAACGAAUACAAAGAUAUUGAAACCUCAGCAAUGAUUGUUGAUAACGCUUCAAUGCAAUGUGUCGCUAAACCUCAUCAAUUCGAUGUUAUGGUUACCCCAUCCAUGUAUGGUACUAUCCUUGGUAAUAUUGGUGCUGGGUUGAUUGGUGGUCCAGGUUUAGUCGCAGGUGCUAAUUUUGGGAGAGAAUAUGCAGUCUUUGAACCUGGUUCCAGACACGUUGGUUUAGAUAUUCAAGGUCAAAAUGUAGCAAAUCCAACUGCUAUGAUUUUAUCUGCUACUUUAAUGUUAAAUCAUUUGGGUUUGAACAAUGAAGCUGAUAAAAUCUCAAAAGCUGUCCAUCAAGUCAUUGCUGAAGGUAAGAUCACUACAAGAGAUAUUGGUGGUUCUGCUUCAACUACUGAAUUUACACAAGCUGUCAUUGACAAAUUAGCUACUCUCUAA